Lachancea meyersii CBS 8951 is the source of this 1887-nucleotide messenger RNA. NCBI's taxonomy places the organism in Eukaryota, Fungi, Ascomycota, Saccharomycetes, Saccharomycetales, Saccharomycetaceae. The record is from the annotation of a GenBank genome assembly.
AUGUCGAGUGUUCAGCUAAGCGAGGGCAUCAUCCGGUCCAUCUUCACCGAUGUUGAGAAAUACCACAAGCCAGCCGGGGGCAUCUUUCAAUGUCAUAGAACGCGUAAGAAUGAUCCCUCUGUCCAGACUAAUAGAAAGAACCUUAUUGUGAUCUCAGAUGGUGUCUACAGAGUGAAAGCUCUGUUAAGAAACGACGCGGUCCGAAAGGCACGCGAUAUGCAGUUGAAUGUAGGGGACAUAUUUCGAAUGACGCGUGGCGAACCUGCUAUCGUGAAGGAGAAGAAAAAGUACGUGGUUCUCAUCGACGACAUCGAAGUCUUGGAGCAAGGUGCUGAAAUUCGCGGCCCAGGAUGUGAUCUCAUCGACGUAUACUUGAGCGCCAACCCUGGGGAAGUGGUGUCAUUGGAUGAGUUUGCACAGCCACCGGCCCCAGCUCCAGCUGCUGUCCCCGAGCCAGGUCAACAGCAGAAUGCACAACAACAAUACCAAAAUACCCCACAAUACGCACCCCAGCAAGAGCAGUACAACGGCGGAAGGAGCGGUACUAUCCAGCCUUCCUCUUCCCAAAAAAGUCGACCCAUUUUUGCCAUCGAGCAACUCUCUCCGUAUCAGAAUAUGUGGACGAUCAAGGCAAGAGUAUCAUUUAAAGGGGACAUCAAGACAUGGAGUAACCAGAAGGGCGAAGGAAAGCUAUUCAACGUUAACCUGUUGGACACGUCAGGUGAAAUAAGAGCUACUGCGUUCAACGAUAAUGCUGUCAAAUACUACGAGGUGUUACAAGAGGGCAGAGUGUACUUUGUCUCUAAGGCCAGAAUUCAGCCUUCCAAGCCUCAGUUUUCUAACCUGUCACACCCUUACGAACUGCAGCUGGACCGGGACACUGUCAUUGAAGAGUGUUACGAUGAAGUUGAUGUACCAAAAAUGAACUUCAGUUUCGUUAAAGUCAAUGCAGUGGAGACAAUGGAGCCCAGCUCAACUGUUGAUGUGCUGGGAAUCAUUCAAACCGUCAACCCACCCUUCGAAAUAACGUCAAAAGCCGGAAAGAGAUUCGAUCGUCGUGACAUUGUGCUCGUCGAUGACACUAACUAUUCCGUCAAUGUGGGAUUGUGGGGAAAGCAGGCAUUGGAUUUUAAUUUGCCUGAGGGCUCCGUUCUUGCCAUAAAAGGUGCAAGAAUUACCGAUUUCAAUGGUAAAGGAAUGUCCAUUGGCUUCAACAGCACUUUACAUCCAAGCCCAGAAGUACCAGAGGCUUUUAAUUUGAAAGGCUGGUACGAUUCUGCUGGACGUGGUCAACAAUUCCACUCUCUGAAGCAGGAGCCUUUCCCAGGUGGUGGCAACAAGGCCAAAUUCAUUGCAGAUCGUAUUACUAUUGCCAAAGCGCAAGCUGAAAAUCUAGGUAUGAGCGAGAAAGGCGACUACUUUAACAUCAGAGCUGCUGUCAACUUUUUGAAGGUCGACAAUUUUGCCUAUCCCGCCUGCGCAAACGAAGGUUGUAAUAAGAAGGUUAUUCAAAGUUCAGAUGGUACUUGGAGAUGCGAAAAGUGCGAUGUGGAUCACGAAAAGCCACAAUGGAGGUAUAUGCUGACAGUCUCUGUAUUAGAUGAAACGGGCCAAUUGUGGAUGACGUUGUUCAACGAACAAGCCGAACAACUGCUGGGUACGGAUGCGGGCACCCUUAUGGAUUUGAAGGACAACGAUGCCGAAGAGUUUACUAAGGCAACACAGAAGAUACAAAUGUAUCAGUACGAUUUCAGAAUUAGAGCCAGAGAGGAUAACUACAAUGAUCAAACACGCAUACGGUAUUCCGUAACAAAUGUUCAUAGCCUUAACUUCAAGGUGGAAGCUGACUACUUAGCGGAGGAGUUGGGAAAGGCCUUUUUGAGCUGA